Molecule: messenger RNA, 447 nt
Organism: Micromonas pusilla CCMP1545
Lineage: Eukaryota; Viridiplantae; Chlorophyta; Mamiellophyceae; Mamiellales; Mamiellaceae
Exons: 1
Coding region: 1-447 (148 amino acids)
Source: RefSeq, a predicted model, not a curated record
AUGUCUUCUUCGAGAAUAUCGUCCCUCUGCCUCGGCUUAAACGCCGGGUGCUGCUUCGCGUACGCCGUCCUGUUCGGCUUCAUGCAAACGAAGCUCCUGACGAUGUACGGCGUCGAGAGCGACAUGAAGUCGUGGAAAAAGUCCGGCGCGUGGGACGUCCUCGCGCAAAUCAUGCGCGUCGUCGGCGCGUUCGAGUUCCUCAUGUCGUUCCUUUACUUCCACUACAUCGGGUUCGUGGACAAGCACAAGGCGGGUUUGCGCGUCGGGGUGAUGCAGUACGCCCUCCUCGCGUCUGUCUCCGCGUAUCGCGUGUUUUUCGAACCCAAGCUCAGCGCGACGAACGUUCGCGUCGCGAUGAAAUCGCUCGUCGUGCAGCUCGUGUUCCUCGCCGUGAGCGUCGUGGGGAUGAUCAAGGCGCCGCCGCCGCCGAAGCGGAAGUCCGCGUGA